CGAAUCCCCCUACUCAAAGUGUUCCUGUUGUCCCUAAGGCUGUUGUACCUUCUCAGACAUCGACUGGAACACCUCCUGUCCCCAACAUUCCUGCAACAAGUAUUCCAGCUCCAAUCUGUUUGACCUCUGCAAGCCCUGAGCCAAAGAUUCCCGAGCCAAAGAUUCCUGAACCAGCCAUCCCAACAUCAAUCAUUCCCUCUCAAGCUGUUCCUAAAUCAAAGCCAGAAAGCUCUAUUUCAACUCUUCCUGACACUGAACCUCUUAAACCAAAUAUACAUAUGCUCAGUUUAUCAGAAGUAUUUCCUCCUCCUGAAGGAAGUCCACCUCCAGAAUUCACUGAUAUUCCACCCCCUGUUUUUGAUGAAGACUUUCCAGAUGGAGACUUUUCUGAGCAAGCUAUACCCACUCCAGCAAUACGUACAUCUUUCACCCCAGUUCCCACAAGUCCAGUUAUCUCCAGGUCCCCUGCCCCAUCCACCCCUCCAGCAGUAUCUCCAGGGCCCUUGGUGAAUCAUUUAGAAUAUACACCUGGUCCAGUCUCAAGCCCUCCUCCAGAAGUUCAUACUCCUACUGCACCUAUAGACGUGUUACUGGAGAAUACAAAACCUAUUAACCCAGAGAGGUCUAAAGAGGACCAGUCCUCAACCAAGCCACUUUCAGCCCUCUCAGCCUUGGCAAGAGCAGAGGAGAUGGCCUCUGUAAAAAGGUCACCACAGGAUAGCCGUAUAUUUAACCUUCUGGAAAGGGCCAAGAGAAAGUCCACAGUGAGUCCACUGGGUACCACACCUGAAAAUACAUUUAUACCUGAAAAUACAACCCUAGUUGAGACAGCUACACCCGAGAUACCUCUGCCUGAAACUCUCACACCUCUGCCUGAGACUGCCACAACUGAGGUGACCCAACCUAAUCUAGCUCCACCUGAAAAAGCCUCACCACAACUUGCCACAACUUUAGAAACAUUGCCUGAGGAAGCCCCACCUGUACCAGAAGUAUUUGAUAUCCCUAACCUCCCUCCAGUUGACUAUGUGGAUCAUACUCUGUUGCCACCUAAAACCCACCUACCUGAAACUGCUGAGGUUAAUGGCUUUGAUCACAGGGUGGUUACAGUGGUCAAACCAGUGAAUCCUCCUCCCCCGCCGCCCAGAAGGACUCCCAUUGUGGAUCCCCCACUUGAGAAACCAACUCAGUCUUCUGCCAGAUACUUCCAGAUUCCCACAAUACCAUCUGACUCUCUAGAAACACAUGAAGAGUCACUAUACGACAACUCAUUCGAGAGUUAUGAAGAUGUUGAGGAACCUGAGGCUCCAGCACUUUCAUCCUUUAGGCCUCCAUCAGUACCAUCAUCAGCUUCAAGUACCAAAAGGCCGGUUUCAGUUCAUGAGGAAGCCUUCCUGAAACAGUUGAGGCCAAAACAACAGUUGAAAGAUGAUGUGUUUCCGAACAUGGAUAGAGAUGUGGAUUAUGGGUCUAUGAACUCUGGCUCUCCAUAUCCAGAAACUCAAACUGUAGUACAUCAGGACUCAGUGCGAAGCUCACCUGCCUUGACUCCAUCAGGGACCCUUGAAAGAGGUGACAAUGUCUUUGAAGAUCAAUCAGACAGUAAAAAAGGCAAAACAGCAAAGACUAAGAAACAGAAAGGGCCUCCAAAGAAUCCAUAUGCUGAUACACCGGCAGUGGUGGAGGAGGCUCCCAAGAAAAGCUUGUUCGCCAGGAAGAACUCAAGAAAAGUGGCAGAUGACAAAGAAUUAAAGAAAAAAGAGAAACAGCGAGAAAAGGAAAAAGAGAAAGAGAAGGAACGAGAAAAAAAGGAGCAGAAAGAAAAAGAAAAGAAAGAAAAUGAAAUGAGGAAAAAAUUUAAGAUCACAGGCCAGGAAGAGCCCAUUUAUCAUGUUAAAGUGAUCGAGGACUGUAAGGGCCGUAAAAACGACCUACCGGUGAAGGUUGGAGACACCGUGAGCAUCAUCCGCACCAACAGCUGCCCUAAAGGAAAAUGGCUGGCAAAGGACAGCAACAACAAAUACGGCUAUGUUCCGGUGGAGGGUGUGGAUUUGAACAUCAAUGGCAUUAUGGAGCUGGGGAAGAUGACAACAGCAUCUAACAGAUCCAGAGGCAAUGGACACAAGGACCCAGAGGCCACCAGUACAGGCAGCAGGACCUCAGAGCAUUAUGGCAUGAACCAUGAGAGCU
Messenger RNA from Sinocyclocheilus grahami, 2187 nucleotides. Its product is annotated as pollen-specific leucine-rich repeat extensin-like protein 2. NCBI's taxonomy places the organism in Eukaryota, Metazoa, Chordata, Actinopteri, Cypriniformes, Cyprinidae. Gene Ontology annotation, biological process: integrin-mediated signaling pathway; T cell receptor signaling pathway; protein localization to plasma membrane. The transcript is spliced from 10 exons. The annotation marks the transcript as partial. Gene Ontology annotation, molecular function: protein binding. Gene Ontology annotation, cellular component: plasma membrane. The record is from RefSeq and is a predicted model, not a curated record.